Molecule: messenger RNA, 1706 nt
Organism: Haliaeetus leucocephalus (bald eagle)
Lineage: Eukaryota; Metazoa; Chordata; Aves; Accipitriformes; Accipitridae
Gene: KAT8
Product: K(lysine) acetyltransferase 8
Exons: 8
Biological process (GO): regulation of DNA-templated transcription
Molecular function (GO): histone acetyltransferase activity
Source: RefSeq, a predicted model, not a curated record
GCACCGUGACACCAGCCCGCAGCGGUGGUCGCCCGCGUGGUUUCAUCAAUCUGCUGGGUCUCCUGGAAGGCGGCAGGACGCCGCCGAAACCCUACCGCUGCACCGAGUGCGGCAAGACCUUCGGGCAGAGCUCCAACCUGAUCGAGCACCAACGGACCCACACGGGCGAACGUCCCUUCACCUGCGGCCAAUGCGAGAAGAGCUUCAGCCGCAGCUCCACCUUGGCCGAACACCUCCGGACCCACACCGGCGAAAAACCCUACGCCUGCCCGGUUUGCUCCCGCGCCUUCAGCCGCAGCUCCACCUUGACCGAGCAUCGCCGAACCCACACCGGCGAAACGCCUUACGCCUGUCCCGAAUGCGGCAAGACCUUCGGACGGAACUCCAACUUGGUCAAACAUCUCCGGACCCACACCGGGGAGAAACCCUACGGUUGCAGGCGUUGCGGCAAGACCUUCGGCCUCAGUUCCAACUUGGUCAAGCACGAGAGGACCCACACCGGUGAAAAACCUUUCUCCUGCGGGCAAUGCGAGAAACGGUUCAAGAAGAAGACCCACUUAGCGUCCCACCAACGGACCCACACCGGCGAGCGACCGUACCGUUGCGGGGAAUGCGGGAAGGCUUUUGGGCAGAGCUCCACCCUCAUCGAGCACCAGAGGACCCACACGGGCGAAAGACCGUUCCGGUGCGGCGCUUGCGGCAAGAGUUUCUGCGUCAGCUCCAACUUGGUCAAGCACCAACGCAUCCACACCGGCGAGAAACCUUACGGUUGCGGGCGCUGCGGCAAACGUUUCCGCUACAAGCCCCAGUUCACCCGUCACCUGAAGUUACUGGGAGCCCUUUUGCAGACCUACGCCGAGAUGGACCCCACCACGGCGGCGCUGGAGAAGGAGCACGAGGCAAUCACAAAAGUGAAGUACGUGGACAAGAUCCACAUAGGACACUUCGAGAUCGACGCCUGGUAUUUCUCCCCGUUCCCCGAGGACUACGGGAAGCAGCCCAAGCUCUGGAUCUGCGAAUAUUGCCUCAAAUACAUGAAGUUCGAGCGCACCUACCGCCUCCACCUGGGCCAGUGCCAGUGGCGGCAGCCGCCGGGACGGGAGAUCUACCGCAAGAGCAACAUCUCCGUCUACGAGGUGGACGGCAAAGACCACAAGAUCUACUGCCAGAACCUCUGCCUGCUGGCCAAACUCUUCCUCGACCAUAAAACCCUUUAUUUCGACGUGGAACCUUUCGUUUUCUACCUCCUCACCGAGGUGGACCGACAGGGCGCCCACAUCGUCGGCUACUUUUCCAAGGAGAAGGAAUCGCCCGACGGCAACAACGUCGCCUGCAUCCUGACGCUGCCGCCCUACCAGCGCCGGGGUUACGGCAAAUUCCUCAUCGCCUUUAGUUACGAGCUAUCCAAGCUGGAAAGCACGGUGGGUUCCCCAGAGAAACCGCUGUCGGACCUGGGGAAGCUGAGCUACCGCAGUUACUGGUCCUGGGUGCUGCUGGAGAUCCUGAGGGACUUUCGGGGCACCUUGUCCAUCAAGGAUCUCAGCCAGAUGACCAGUAUCACCCAGACCGACAUCAUCAGCACCCUCCAGUCCCUCAACAUGGUCAAGUACUGGAAAGGGCAACACGUCAUCUGCGUCACCCCCAAACUGGUGGAGGAACACCUCAAAAGCGCCCAGUACAAGAAACCACCCAUCACCGGUACGUAA